AUGAACGACGAGGAGCUUCUGUCGCACAUCUACAGGAACGAGGCUCUGACAGCACGAGGGUUCGAUGGUUAUCGUCAGAAACACGAUCAGUUCAAGCUGGGAGCCAUCGCUGAGCUCAUCGACAACGCCAUGGAAGCUCAGUCGACAAAGGUGAUGCUCAACAUCGACGAAGCGACCGGAAUCCUCGAAGUGCUCGAUGACGGAGUAGGAGUGCCGCGCAAGGUGGUCAAGACGAUGGUCAUCGCCGGGAGAGGAAACAAGAAAUCCAAGAACAACUACGGGGUUGGCUUCAAGUGCGGUAGCUUGGGGAUAGGCAACGACGUCCUUGUGCUCUCCAAGACGGUCGAGUGUAACUGCGGAGUUUACUUCAAGGUCAUCCAGGGGGAGGACGUGAAGUGCACGUGCGCGAAGGGCGAGCGAAGGCACGUGCGAAGCCUCAUCUACCUCACCGCAGGCUCGCGCCUGGAGGGGGACGACGAUUCGCUGCAGAUCCCGAUGAUCUUCUGGCGGGGGGACGGCAAAGCUCUGGUGACGUUGGAGGAUCUGAAGGAGAUGCCGGAGCAGGAGGAGAGGGGGAUCUCAGACGCGGGAGUCAGUCACCUGAUCAAGUUCGUCUGCACGCACUUCCACCUCCAUACCCUCAAGGCCAUUCAAACGAGUUUCGAUCGCAUCAAAGGCAAAACCGGCACCCUCGUCCUCAUCGCUCACCUCAACGACAACGAGCUGGCGCAGCAGGUAGAGCUCGACAAGCCUCGCAGCGACAUCAUCGCCAAGCAAGGGGACGCGAACCUCGUUCGCGAGGACCGGAAGCCGCCCUUCAACGUGGGAACGGACGUGCCUCAAGACUAUUCGCUGCGCUCCUACUGCGAGAUGCUGUACGCGCGUAGCCCGCUCAUGAAGAUGCAGAUCUACAUCGCAGAGAAGAUCGUCGAGUUGAGGUGUGUGGAGGACAUGUGUGAGCCCCGGGAGAUGGUGAGUUACGUCGAGGCCCUCGAGGUGAAGGGUGAGACCCACAAGCUGGAGGUUAAGCUUGGGUUCUCACCCGAUGCUUGUACUCGUGGUGUCUGCGGGUUCUUCGUCUACUUUGACAAGGGACACCAGCUUCCUCCCCGCCUCAUCUCUGCGUAUCAUCGAGUCGGGUUGAUGACGAACAGAGCUGGGAAGGUGAACGGGAUGGUGGGAGAAGUGAUCCUGUCGCACAAGGCGGUGAAGGUGGAUCAAGGGAAGCAGCGCUUUGAGUACUCAGCGACGCUGAAAGCCGUGGACUCGAUUCUCAACUCCUGCUGCGAUCUCUACGAGGAAGCGUAUCAGCUUCUGCGGGACCAGCACGAUGCCUUGAUGCGGGACCUGGAGGAGAGGGCGUUCUCGCAGGGAAGGAUCGUAUGGGCCCAGUACACCAACCAGGGCCCCUUCCGCCACUGGCCGGGUAUCGUGCUCAACCGCUACGACCGUGAGGUGAUGCGCUACAUGCCGAGUGAGCUCUUUCAGCCCUCCAACCCCAACGCCUUCCCCCGCGGCCCCCACCCUUCUCACCUCCUCGUCGAGUGCCUCGAGACCCGCGAGAAGAUGUGGUGCAAGGUGUCGGAUCUGGAGCCCUUCGACAGCGACAAGGGGGAGAAGAUGGAGAAGGAAGCAGUCAAGAGCGUUGAGAGCGACUUGAAGGAGAGCCUGAAGGCAGCGAUCAAGCAGGCGAAGAAGGUGCUGGAGGAGUACGACGAUGUGAUUGAGUGUAGUAUCCGCUGCCAUCUGUGCACCGCAUGGCGAACAUUCAGAGGAUCGCGAGCCGAUGCAGAGGAGAAUGACUGGGAGUGCAGCAUGGGCUACAUCGUUGACGGAGAGACAAGAUUCGACUGCGAUCUGCCUUCGACGAACAAGCCGCGUGGGCAGUCGCACGGGCUGUUAAAGGACAGACCGGACAAGAAGCCGGUGAAGGCCGAGACGACGAUCGUCAAGUCAGAGAGCGUGGCAGUGAAGGUGGAGAGAAGCAACGGGGAUGAGAGGAAGGAGAGCUUGUUGAGGCGAAUGCCUGCCAAAGAGUUCCUCUCGCUUCACUCCUCCCUCGUCCACAAGUGGGAGAGCGUGAGCAACGUCUCGGUGAUGCAGGACGGGAGGGUCAGAACGUUGUCAGGCGUCUGGCGGAAGAACCCUGUGAAGAUCAAGGAGUACAAACAUGACAACUUCGACGAGUUUCUCAAAAACUUUCAGGUCAUGAACACCUCUCUCUCUCACCGCAACAUCAUCAGCUCCCUCGGCGUCCUCCACAACGACGUCGAGCAAACCUUCGGCCUGAUGAUCAGCAGUCUACCCAGCGUGAAGUUGAAGAUCAGCAACUCCCAGCUCGACGCGUCUCUGACAGUCAGGCUGGACGUGAUGGAGAGAGUGUGCAUGGCGCUGGCUUAUCUUCAUCAGCAUGACCUCUUCCUCUCCAACCUCUCCUGGGAGUCCGUCCUGCUGGGGACUGACAACCAUCCCUUCAUCUCAGACUUCUCUCCCAUGCAAGAAGCCUCUGCCGUCCUCAACUUGCGCUGGGAGCAGCUUCCGACCAACAGUAGAGCUGUUAGGAAGGGAGGACAGGAACAGCCCGCAGACACGCUCUUGACCCGCAGGCUCCUGAUGCUCGUCGACCUGGAGCACCUGGGAGCUUUCAUGCACUGCGUGGGAUACGGGAGGGAGCCGGACGUGAAUCUGGACCUGCGGUUGGACUUGGACGAGGACGGAGAGUACGGGCCCUUGAAGAGGCACGACAAGCUGCUCGAUUUGAUCACAGAUUGCCUCUACGUGGAGGAGGAGGAGGGGGAAGAGGGUUGGCCAAGGGGCGUGGAGGACGUGCUCAAUGCGAUCAGGUCCAUCCAUGAGGCGAAGACAGAGCAGGGGGGGCUGGAGGAGCUGCUGGAAGAGCUCCAUGAACACAAGUCCUCCUCCGAUCGCUCCUUCCUGUGCUACAAGGUGCUCGACGCGCAGGACCUGUACUUGCUACGGGAUACUAGCAUGAAGGAAGGGCUUUUCUCCUCCUGCUUCGGGUGCCAGUCGAAGCUCCCUCAUGCCGUAGCUGCCUUCACCCAGGAGGCUGCGGAGCCGAUCAAGUCAAGUGAGGUUCUGCUGGUAAGAGACUGGAAGCUUGCCAUGUGGAAGGCGAGCAGCGUCGAGCGAGCCAACGGAUUUCUUCCCCUCGUGCUCGUCGUCGACCUCCGGAAGCUCCGCACCAACAGCUCCUUCAGAGUCUGCGACGAGCGCGGGCAGCUGUUGAAGCCUAGCAAAGUGCUGCAGUCCAAAGAGAAGGUGCUGCUCUCGGUCAAGAGGAGCAUGGUACCUCAGGCCAUGGUGGACGUGUGGGACUGGAGGUCGAAGGCGUACAAGGAGUUUCACAAGGCGAUGGAGGGGAGCAGGUCGAGACUCUCAGACUUCGACGGCUGGAGCUCGAGAGUCGACCUGGUGCUCAAGGACAAGACGAGCGGCAGGAGCACAGCUGGAAAGCUGCUGGAGGGUCUGGAGUCGGACCCCUCCUGCGACCUCUUGAAGAAGCUUCAGGAGGUGAUAGCGAUCAGCGAGGGCAGGUGGAGGAAGGCCUUCCACCAGCUCAAGGCUGGCUGGACUUUCCUUCAGCUGGGCAGCAACCGGCUGCUGGUCGGAGAGUUUGACCAGAGGACGGUGAGGGCCGAGAGAGUCGCGUUUGCGAUGAACCUGUUCGCUCGCGAUCACAUCCAAAUAGGUUUCAACGGGUCGGUCGAGCGAGACUCGAGCCUGUGCAUCGUCUACCUUUGCUAUCAGCACAUGGGGGUGACGAGGGAAGGGGGCAGGGGCGCGUGGAAGAAGCUCCUGAUCGCUCUCUCCGAUAUCUUCCUGCUUGAGUGCAUCAGGAACCGCAAGUUGUUCAUCCAUCGGGACAAGUCGCCCCGAGGCCCCGAGGAGAACGUCUGGCUCGUCCUGAUCCUCAUCGUCAUGAUGCGGCUGUUCAAGUGCUCGCUCAAGGACGCCCAGGGGAGGUGGCGGGACAAGGCGGGAGAGGGGGAGGAGGAGGCUCUGCAUCCUCUUCACCUCCUCAUCCUCCAAGACAUCGAGCAAGACUUGAAGUCCGGCAGUCUCACACUGCACAAGAACGAUCGUCGCUCCGCCUACCUCAAGGCCAAGGAACUGUCGCAGCCCCUGCUGCAGCCCUCGAAGCGACGAGCUCCUGCACCCGAGGAGAGUCGGAGCCCUCUCUCGGCUAAGAAGAGCAAGAUGACUCACCCCGUCCCUGUGACGCAGCAGAGGGGGGAAAAAGACUGA
This is a messenger RNA of Guillardia theta CCMP2712, 4266 nucleotides long. RefSeq lists its product as hypothetical. NCBI's taxonomy places the organism in Eukaryota, Cryptophyceae, Pyrenomonadales, Geminigeraceae. Gene Ontology annotation, molecular function: protein kinase activity; ATP hydrolysis activity. Gene Ontology annotation, biological process: protein phosphorylation. The record is from RefSeq and is a predicted model, not a curated record. The transcript has a single exon. Gene Ontology annotation, cellular component: nucleus. The coding region runs from base 1 to 4266 and encodes 1421 amino acids.